Molecule: messenger RNA, 2487 nt
Organism: Camarhynchus parvulus
Lineage: Eukaryota; Metazoa; Chordata; Aves; Passeriformes; Thraupidae
Product: collagen alpha-1(III) chain-like
Exons: 6
Coding region: 1-2487 (828 amino acids)
Source: RefSeq, a predicted model, not a curated record
AUGUCCCUGUCACACGCGUGGGCACGGCGGGAGGGGGUGGAGAUCAAGGUGCGGAGCCAGGGGGCCGCGCCCCCCGCGCCCCCCACCCCGCCGGGCCCCCCGGAGCGCGGCGCCCCCCACGCUGCCGGACCCCGGCGAGGAGCCCGGCUCCGCGGGACCCCCCGGAGGAGGCGCCGGGCCGGGGGGGCCGCCGCCCGCGGGGCCACGACCCCCGGCCCGGGGCGGCCCCGGGACAAGCAGCUGGAGCUGGACAUCGCCAUCGACCUGACGGCGGGGCUGGAUCCCCUCCCGGGCGGCGCGGGGGCGGCCGUGCCCCCCACCAGCCUCCUGCGGGGCCCCCCCGGCCGCCCCCGGCUCCUGCCCGGCCUCUCGGAGCUGGCCGGGAGACUCAGCGCCGCCGGGUUCCUGUUCCCCACGGGGCCCCCCACGAUCGGCGCCGAGGGGGGCAACGCGUCCCUGGAGCUGGACGAGGCGGGGAGCGGCGCCGAGCCAGCGCUGUCCCCCGGCCGCCAGCCCUCCCGGGGGGCCGCGCCGCCCCCCGCCGCCGCCUCCGCCUGCACCCCGGGAUCCGCCUGCGGCGCGGGGGGGCCGAGCCCGGCGGGGCCUCCCCGCGCCCCCCCUCUCGUGGCCGCCCCACUUCCUGCCGCUGGGCACGCCCUGGCCCGAGGCGGCGGCGCUGUGGGGCGCGGCCUGGCCCGGGCACGUCUAUGGGGCGGGGGGGCGGCCUUCGCGCUGCUGGGGGCGCUGGGGGCGCUGCUGCUGCUGGGGGGCGCCGCCCGGGGCUGGCCCGGCUGCUGGGGGCGCUGCUGGCCCUGGCCGCCUUCGCGCGCGCCUUCCCGCUCUUCUUCGACCCCUACGAGCUGGGGGCGCCUGCCGCCCGCCGCGGCCCGGGCGCUGUUCGAGCUGCCCUUCCCGUGCCUGGGCUGGGGGCUGCUGGCGGGGCGCCUGGCCGAGCUGGCCAUGGGGGGCGCUGGCCGCGCUCGCCUUCGCCGCCCCCCGGGCGGCCGCGCCCCCUCCGGCGGCCCCGCCGAGCCCCCCGAGGGCGGCGGCGGGCGGGGAACGGGCGAGGAGGCGGGGGCGCCCCCCGAGUCCCCCCUGGACGCGGACGGGGACCCCACGGCCGGGUACCGGCCCCCGUCCCCCAUCGACCUGCGCCGCUCCAUCGACGAGGCCCUGGGAGCGCCCGGAAUGUUCCGCGCCGGGAACGGCGGCAUCGGGGGCACCGGGAGCACCAGGAUCGGCCUCAUCGGUAACGCCGCGGGCGCCGGGAACACCGGCGUCGGUGUCACGGGCAGCACCGGGAACGGUGGGAAAGCCAAGAGCAACGGGGUCAGCGUGCUCGGGAGCACCGAGAUCAGCGUCAUCAGCGCCGCCGGCAGCGCCCGCAGCGCCGCCAGCACCGCGAGCACCGGCACCAGCAGCACCGCCCUACCGGGGGGCGGCAGCACCGGGAGCACCGGCACCAGCAGCACCGCCCUACCGGGGGGCGGCAGUACCGGCACCACCGGCACCAGCAGCACCGCCCUACCGGGGGGCGGCAGUACGCACCACCGGCACCAGCAGCACGCCUACCGGCGGCAGUACCGGCACCACGGGCACCGGCAGACCGGCCCGCCGGGGGGCGGCAGCGCCGGGAGCACCGGCACCAGCAGCAGCACCGCCCUACCGGGGGGCGGCAGCGCCGCCAUGCCCGGGCUGGGCACCGGGAGCGCCAGCGGCACGGCCGGGGCUGCGGCAGCGGGCGGCACCGGCACCGCGGGGGCGGGCACGGAUGGAGCGGCUGGCACGGCGGGAACGCCUGACACAAGCGGAAAACGUGGCACAGCUGGCGCAGCUGGCACAGCUGGCACAGCCACCAUACCUGUCACAGCCAGCAAACCUGGCACACCUGGCACAGCUGGCACAGCCGGCACAGCCGGCGGGACAGAGCGUGGCACCCCCGGCACUGCCAGGGACAGCAAAACCGCGACCCCGGGAAUUGGCGCCGCCGGCACCUCAGGGACGGGGACACCGGGCACCGCCAGCACCAGCAGCGCCACCGGCGCCCCCAGCGGCACAGCUGGAACCCCUGGCACGCCUGGCACGCAGGGCCCUGCAGCGCCUGGCACAGCCGGCCCGUCAGACCCCAGCUCCUCUGCUGGGACACGGGGCCCUGGCGCUCCUGGCACCCCCGGUACCCGCGGUGCCCCCGGUGCCCCCGGCGCCGGCAGCUCCGCCCCCCGCGGCCCCCCCACCGCCCCCCGCCCCUCCGGGCUGUCCCGCGCCGCCUCCUGCGGGGGCCCCGGCCGGGGGGGGAUCCCCGCGCUGCCCCCCGGCCCGGGGGCGCCGAGCCCCGGGACCCCGCGCAGGGCCCCCCCGGCGGCGGCGCCCCCGCUGCGGCCGUCGCAGAGCUGGGCUGAGGGGAGCCCCCGGGCCGGGCCCGAGAGCCCCGAGACCCCCGCGGGCGGCGGCGGCCGCAGCCCCGGCAGCGACACCAUUGACUUGUAG